CAUAAAUUAACGUACUUCCUUUCUCCAGAAGAAUCAACCACAUUCUUAUCUUCUGCAUUCUAUCCGAGUUAUUCACUCGACCAUAAUCAUAAUGCCUUCCUUCGAGCCUGCUGUUUCUUCUCACAUCGCUCCCCUCCCUUCGGCAUCAAAGCCUCUUCCGUUAACCACCUCUACCGAGGGCCUUCAGGCUCUCGCUGACAAGCACAUCACCAAGGGACUUGGUAGACUCCGAGACCAUGUUUUCAAAGAGGGCAAAGGUCUUCGAGUCCUGACAACCGAAAACCAAAAACUCCUCGACUUCACCUCUGGUAUUGGAGUCACUUCCCUGGGCCAUGCUCAUCCCGACGUUACGGCUGCCAUUAUCUCCCAAGCACAAUCCAUCAUUCAUGUCCAAUGCGCUAUCGGUCUCUCCGAGCCAUACGUGCAAUUGGUCGAGUCAUUGCUGACUAUGAUGCCUGACCCAAGCUUGGACAGCUUCUUCUUCUGGAAUUCUGGAUCUGAAGCAAUCGAGGCCGCCAUAAAGGUCUCCAGGACCAAGACGAAGAGGAACAACAUUGUGGUAAUGCAGGGUGGUUACCAUGGGCGAACUUCUGGCGCUGCGGCCUUGACUCGAUCCAAGACUUCUUUCUUUAGGGGCACUGGGCCUUUGAUGCCAUGCGUCUACACCACUCCUUUCCCUUACUGGCACGCAAUGGGUCUUCCCAAAGACACUCCUGAGGAAGUCCUCAUUGAACAAGCCAUUUUGGGCAUCGAAAACUUGCUUCAACAGCAGACUGCUCCCGAAGACACUGCUGCCAUCUUCCUUGAGCCUGUCAUCGGCGAGGGUGGAUACAUUCCUGCUCCCACCGCUUAUGUUAAGCACUUACGAAAGCUUUGUGACAAGUAUGGUAUCAUGCUCGUGAUUGACGAGAUUCAAACAGGUUUCGGACGUACAGGAAAGACUUUCGCCAUCGAGCACACUGGUGUCACACCCGACAUCAUGGUCUACGCCAAAGGUUUCGCCAACGGAAUGCCUAUCUCUGGUAUUGUUACCAGAAAGGAGAUCAUGGACGUUAUGGCUCCUGGUUCUUUGGGGGGCACUUACUCUGGUAACGUGGUCGCAUGUGCUGCCGCUCUCGCCACUACUCGAUACAUGCGUACUCAUGAUAUCCUUGGCAACGUCCAAGCUCGAUCCGAGCAGCUUUUCAAGGGCCUCCGCGAGAUCCAGGAAGACGAGGCCAACGGUGGCUGGAUGAUAGAGGAGGUUCGAGGCAAGGGUCUCAUGAUUGCCAUCGAGUUCAAAGACCCUAACUCUAAACUCACUUCAUCCCAUAACCGCGGCGAUAUUUCUCUUCCUGGUAACCUUAACAAGCUCGUCCAAGACGCUUGUUACGACAGAGGGUUGCUCGUCCUCACUACAAGUAUCUACCCUGUCCUGCGAUUGAUCCCUGCUUUGGUUCUGAGUGAAGAGGAAGUGGAUGAGGCUUUAAAGAUUAUUAAGGAAUCUGUGAAGGAGGUUGCUAGUGUCAUCGAGGGAAACUAAUAGAAGUUCAACAAGUGUUUAUAAAUUGUAGUCUGAUUUCGGUUACCU
This is a messenger RNA of Cryptococcus deneoformans JEC21, 1570 nucleotides long. Its product is annotated as ornithine-oxo-acid aminotransferase, putative. NCBI's taxonomy places the organism in Eukaryota, Fungi, Basidiomycota, Tremellomycetes, Tremellales, Cryptococcaceae. The coding region runs from base 92 to 1522 and encodes 476 amino acids. The record is from RefSeq and is a predicted model, not a curated record. Gene Ontology annotation, molecular function: identical protein binding; pyridoxal phosphate binding; transaminase activity. The transcript has 7 exons.